CAGGGCGGCGGUGCUUGCGGAUGUCCCGAGGGGGUGAGGCGGUGUUUGUAUUAUUACCGAUGAAGGUGGUGGCACCUCUUGCCGUUUCCUUCUGGAACAAAAGGAGCGGGAGCAGGUUUGAAAGCGGAGCGAUUGGUAAAUUCACUGCGAUCGGUUCAGUGCGGCCUGAACGGAUCCUGUGUUGAGGCCGUUGUGUGCAGGCUGAGGCCUCGGGUUUGUUGUGGGCCCUUUCGCCCGAGCCUAUCAUCAUCACCCUGACCAUGGAGGGGGAUGUCCUAGACACGCUGGAAGCCCUGGGGUACAAUGGACCCUUGUUGGAAGAGGAUGCUCUUUUGAAAGCAGUUGAGAUGGGGCCGGUCUCUUCAGAAUUUACUGAACUUUGUGUGUGGUUAUCAUCACAGAUUAAACUGUUGUGUAAUUUGGAAGAAUGUAUAAAUUCUACUACCAGUGCCGAUGAUGUAGAAAGCUUUCUGCUGGAGAUUAAUGGCUUCCUAAAAGAGAUGUCGUGCCCUUUUUCAUCACUGCUCGCAGGAGAUUUCAAAGAAAGACUAAAAAAGAAGGAAGACUGCUUAAAACUUCUUUUAUACUUAUCAUCUGAGCUUCAAACCGCUAGGAUCCUAUACUCUAAAUCUCCACCAGUGUCUAAAGAUGAAGGCAAUGAAGAAGUUCGGCAAGAAAUUAGAUCUAUCUGUGCAACAUUGAGUGUGCCCUGCCCUGUAUCUGGUGCUGCCGAUGCACAUUUAUUUAAGAUUCUGGAGGAAAAGGUGAAAAACAUCAUUUCCAAGAUUCCCAAAAGCCACAUGGGAGAACCGUUGCUAAAGCUAACAUUAACCCCUGACCAUUGGGAAAAACUCAUGGCAAUAAAUGAUGCUUUCACAAAUGAGUAUGAGGUGCGCAGAAGAAUGUUAAUCAAACGUUUGGAUGUGACUAUCCAGUCAUUUGGCUGGUCAGACAAAGCCAAGGCAAAUACAGAUAAUAUGGCAAAAGUGUAUCAACCAAAAAGGCACACUUUGUCCCAGGGAUCUACUGUAACACUGGCACACCUCUUGGCAGCCCGUGAGGAUUUAUCCAGGAUUUUAAAGACCAGCAGUGGUUCCUUAAGAGAACGGACAUCCUGUGCCAUUAACAAGGUUAUGAUGGGAAGAGUGCCUGAUCGAGGAGGUCGGCCAUCUGAAAUAGAAGCACCACCACCGGAGAUGCCGCCCUGGCAGAAGAGACAAGAUGGAGGGAGAGGUGGAGGGCGUGGUGGAGGUGGCUGGGGUGGUGGCCAGGGAGGUGGCAGGGGUGGUGGAGGGAGAGGUGGCCAAGGUGGAGGUUGGGGCGGGGGAGGCCAAGGUGGAGGUUGGGGCGGGGGAGGCCAAGGUGGAGGCUGGGGUGGGGGUGGAGGUGGAGGCUGGGGUGGAGGUGGAGGUGGAGGAGGUCAGGGGGGUGGUUGGGGUGGAGGUGGUGGUCAUGGAAGUGGAGGUGGUUAUGGAGGGAGAGGUGGUUAUGGAGGAAGAGGUGGCUAUGGAGAUAUGGGUAACUACGGAAGAGGUGGCUAUAGACGGUACUGAAUGGGCAUUAAAUUAUUGCAACCUAUUCUUUAAUGCUUGUGUAAAGAUUGAACUCCUAGUUACAUUUGUUAGUCACUAUAGCAAAGUGUGAAGGUUGAAUCUGUAACUGUAAAUUGAUUAUUUUAUCUACUCAAUUGAGAAGAGAAUGAGCCAUGAUGUCGUCCUUUUUAAGGUAGAUAAUUGAGGAUUUUUUUAAGACUUCUCAUAGAUACAACACCAUAGAAACUGUUUACUACUGUAAUAAAAGUCAUUUUUUUAAACA
This is a messenger RNA of Stegostoma tigrinum, 1815 nucleotides long. It is a transcript of the gene tslig3b, whose product is annotated as family with sequence similarity 98 member B. Gene Ontology annotation, cellular component: tRNA-splicing ligase complex. Lineage: Eukaryota; Metazoa; Chordata; Chondrichthyes; Orectolobiformes; Stegostomatidae. The transcript has 8 exons. Bases 261 to 1553 code for a protein of 430 amino acids. The record is from RefSeq and is a predicted model, not a curated record.